UUGUCUCUAGAGCUCGAAGCGGCGGGCAGCGGAGCGGGCUUUCCGUGAACCGAGGCAGGCGAGCGCGGCUGGCAGCCUCCUCCGCGCCCAGCUCCAGAGCCCGGCACCACUGCACGGCGGGGACCUGCCCAGCGCCAGAGGAGGAGGGAUCCGCCUCACACCCCCCGCCCCCGCGACCCCGGUCCUCCUCCUCACCCCACUGGAUACAGCGAGGCAGAGGGAGACACUGCGGCGGAGGCGGCGGAGGCUCCUGCUGGGGGACAGAAGCACCCGGAGAGAGGCGGCGCAGGCUGCGGGAAGCUCUGCCUGGCGCCCACCCAGCCCGAGGGAAGUCCCCAGGAUGCGGCUGAGACCCAGCGCCCUUCUGCGCUUCUACAGCCUCUGCGGGCUCCUCAUACAAGCGGCUGCUACCAAGAACAAAGUUAAAGGCAGCCAAGGGCAAUUUCCACUCACACAGAAUGUUACAGUUGUUGAAGGGGGAACAGCAAAUUUGACCUGCAGGGUUGAUCAAAAUGAUAACACCUCCCUCCAGUGGUCAAAUCCAGCUCAACAGACUCUGUACUUUGAUGACAAGAAAGCCCUGAGGGACAACAGGAUUGAGCUGGUUCGAGCUUCAUGGCAUGAACUGAGCAUCAGCGUCAGUGAUGUGUCUCUGUCAGAUGAAGGGCAAUACACCUGUUCUUUAUUUACUAUGCCUGUCAAAACUUCCAAGGCUUUUCUCACUGUUCUGGGUGUUCCUGAGAAGCCACAGAUUAGUGGAUUUACUUCACCAGUUAUGGAGGGAGAGAGGAUGCAGCUAACCUGCAAGACCUCUGGUAGCAAACCAGCAGCUGAUAUCAGAUGGUUCAAGAAUGACAAAGAGAUUAAAGAUGUCAAAUAUUUAAAAGAAGAGGAUGCAAAUCGCAGGACAUUCACAGUUAGCAGCACAUUGGAUUUCCGAGCGGAUCGGAGUGAUGAUGGUGCUGUUGUAAGUUGCAGAGUAGACCAUGAGUCCUUAAACUCCACACCUCAGAUAGCAAGGCAGGUUCUAGAAAUACACUAUACACCUUCAGUUAAAAUCAUAUCUUCCAGUUCAUGGCCAGAAGAAGGACAAUCUAUAGUUUUGACUUGUGAAUCCAAAGGAAAACCACUGCCGGAACCAGUAUUGUGGACAAAGGAUGGAGGAGAACUACCAGAUCCAGAGAGAAUGAUUGUCAAUGGUAGGGACCUAAGAAUUAGUUUCCUAAACAAAACGGACAAUGGUACAUAUCGAUGUGAAGCAACAAACCCUAUUGGCCAAAACAGCACAGAGUAUGUCCUGAUUGUACAUGAUGUUUCCAACACUUUGCUUCCCAUCAUUGUCAUCCCCUCACUUACCACUGCAACAGUCACAACCACUGUAGCCUUAACAACCAGCACAGCCACAUCGGCAACAGCCAUCAACACCAGAGACCCAAAUGCUUUGGCUGGACAGACUGGACCUGACCAUGCUCUCAUAGGAGGAAUAGUGGCUGUAGUUGUCUUUGUCACAUUAUGUUCUAUAAUUCUGCUUGGACGAUAUCUGGCAAGACAUAAAGGAACAUAUUUAACAAAUGAAGCUAAAGGAGCUGAAGAUGCACCUGAUGCUGACACAGCCAUUAUCAAUGCAGAAGGAAGCCAAGUCAAUGCAGAGGAGAAAAAGGAGUAUUUCAUUUAGAUGGAGACCUAGAUUCUCUGAGUUUUACUUAUCAGGCUGACUGCUGGGGAAAACUGGCUAUCAUCUUUCAGAAUUCAUUUCUGCCAUCUUCCGCAAACUUAAUUAACUUACAUACUGCUAUAAAUAGUCAGUUUAUGCCAACAAUCAGUUGUUGACAGCAUCAUUCUUUCUUUACAGUACCAUCCACAAUGCAGGACAUUUCUUAUUGCCUAAAAUUCAUUUCCAUUGCUCUCUUAACAUACAGUGCUUGAAUAUACAGCCUUAACAAUGUUAAUCUUCAUCUUAAAUCAUGCUAUUGAGUUUUCUACAUUUUUAAAUGUUAUAUAGCUUUCUUCUUUUCCAGUUUUCUUUUAUCACGGUCCCUUUCAAUAUGUCACUGGAUGAUUUUCAUAACAAAUACUAUUAAAUAAGGACAUAAUGUACUUACAUAAAACAUUAAAUCUAAGAUUAGAGGUUUACAAAGAAUAUUUUAUACAUGUCUGUAAUUCAAAGGCAACCUGUUUUUGAAACAUAUGCCCUAGGAACCACAAACUGAAAACAUCAUAAUAUAGUUUCUUGUAUGCUUGGAUUUGAUGGAAAAGGAGUAUCAAUACAUUGUUAAAAAUGGUACCUUGAUACUAAUUCCAUGCUUGGGUGGUAAUUACAUCAUACUAUAUUAUCUAUACAGAUUCUGUAGAGUUAGAGUAUUGUAGCUUCAUUCUGAAACAAAUUUAUUCAGCCCUUUUGCUGCUUUUUGGGAUCACAAGAUUAGAUAUGUUCCUGUAAUUUCGGUUUUAAUAAUUUAUUUGCUUCAUAUGGACUCACCUGCCUAUUCAGAUAUGUAGUGUUCAUGGGGCACAAUUGCAAAGCAUUUUCCUAUCUGUAUAUAGUGCAUAUAAUAAAACCAAUUAAACAUUAUUUGAUACAUAUUUAACUUUUUUGGCUAUAGCUAAUUCAGUCACAAGUAAGCAUUUUUUAAUGUCCAUUAUAUCCCUUUAGAUAUGACUUAAAUCAAUAUUCUGAAUAGAUAACAUGUAUUAGUAAUUUUUGUCUGUAUGUCCUAGCACUGUUCAGCAGCAAACUUUUCUAGUUCUUGUUAAUUUUUAUUUGUUAUACAAUGGAAGCACAAUGUUAUAUGAAAAGGUAGUUUUAAGCUAACAACCAGUGCACAGCCUCAGGUUUUGAAUUACAACCACAUUUGAUUAAUAUCCUUAACAAAUACUGUUAUGUUGCUAAAUUCUCAAUUUUUAAUUUGGCAGUUCCACAGCUGCUUAUCUAUGUUGGGUUGCCAAAAAAAAAAAAAAGAAA
Messenger RNA from Gopherus evgoodei (Goodes thornscrub tortoise), 2962 nucleotides. RefSeq names its product cell adhesion molecule 2 (gene CADM2). The record is from RefSeq and is a predicted model, not a curated record. The coding region runs from base 341 to 1675 and encodes 444 amino acids. The transcript is spliced from 11 exons. Lineage: Eukaryota; Metazoa; Chordata; Testudines; Testudinidae.